AUGAGUAGCAAGAGCCAAUCUGGUGGGAAACAAGGCAGUUUUCGUCGACUACAAGGUCCACAAGCUAAUUUGAACAAGACAAAUGAUGAUGAUAAGAAACUCACAGGUAAAAAAGCCAAGAGACAUUGGCAUAAGAAUGAAGAUGGGACCCUUGGUGGUGCCAAUAACAAGGACCAUGGUGAAGAUGACGAUACUGAAAUUUGUUUGAUUUGUGCAGAGCCUUUGAGGAUUGCAUCUUUGUCACCUUGUAGCCAUAAGACCUGUCAUAAAUGUUCAUUUAGACAGCGUGCAUUGUAUGAAAAGAAGUCAUGUUUGAUCUGUAGAACUGACAAUGAAUUGGUUAAGUUUACUGAAGAUGUCGAUGCCCAGUUCGAUGAUGUCAAGAAUAUAAGUGAAACUUCUGAAAAAUAUGGGAUUGCGUUUGCUACAAACCAAAUUGCAGAGGAAACGCUAUCCUUAUUGAAAUUCCAAUGUCCAAUAUGUUUGAAAAAGCAAGAUUCUCCAGACUUAAAAGAUCAUGGUAGCUUGAAGAAGCUAGGUGAUCAUUUGAAAUCAACUCAUAAUAAAUUAUUAUGUAUGAUAUGUGCGAAGAACAAGCAUUUAUUUAUUAGUGAAUUGAAAUUAUAUACACCAAAUCAAUUGAAAAAUCAUCAAAGUAAUGGUGAUUCAAAAGGUUUUAAAGGACAUCCGUUAUGUGCAUUCUGCAAUGACAAAAGAUUUUAUUCAGAUGAUGAGUUAUAUUUGCAUAUGAGAAAUAACCAUGAAAGAUGUCAUAUUUGUGACAAAUUAAAUCCUGGUUCUCCCCAAUAUUUCAAAGAUUAUAACCAACUGUUUGAACAUUUUAGAAACUCUCAUUAUGCUUGUAACAUCCAAUCCUGUUUAGAUAAUAAAUUUGUGGUAUUCGGAGAUGAAUUCGAAUUGCAAGCUCAUAUCUUACAAGAACAUGGUGAUAUAAUAAAGGGAAAACCAAAAUUAUUUCAAUCCGAACUUUCUACUUUUAUUCCAACACCUGCUAGAGUAAUUAGAAAUCAAAACGUUUUGGAUGACCCAUCUUCAUCAAACAGAGGUAUCGCUGAUGAUGAGUCUCUUGAAGUUAAACGUUUAAGAUUGGAAGAAAGAGCAAAGCAUUAUUUGAACAAUUCCUUUGAGGAUUUCGAAAGAUUUAAAGGACUUAAUGAUAAGUACGAAAAGAGUAAGAUAAGUGCCCAUGAACUAUUAGCAUCGUAUCAAUCAUUAUUCACCUCACAAGAAGCUAAUGAAUAUUUAUUAAUCCAUAAUUUGGCUGAUACAUUUUCUCGCAAGUCUAACAAAUAUAAGGAAUUGAAUGCCAUAUAUGAGGCAGAAGAACAGCGGAUUGCAAGGAGUUCUUUGCCAUCAUUAUCUGGUGGAUCAUUUGUACCAACGAAGUCAGGUAUCUGGGGGAAUUCAAGUUCUACCUCAGUUAAAUCUAUGAAUACAAGAAAUUUAAAUACUUCCUCUUUACCAACAUUGCAAUUGCAGCCAGCCUCGUUUGAUGUAUUUGGUUCUCAGAAGAAAGCAGUUCAAUCGUACAAAAGUUUGACCAAACCUAAGAAGAAAACAGUUGUGAAAAGCGUUGUACGAACAACAGAUCAGUCGUUAGAUAAUGAUUUUACACCUACUUAUCUGAAAAAUAAAUCUCAGUCACCAGCUCCUUCAGCAUCCUCUUCUUCAACAUCAAUAUCGAGUCAGAAUAACGUUAUUGUUAACAAGAAUAUGAAGGGUAAAGACAAAUUAUCUUCGUUAAAGUUGGAAAGUUUGCCAACACCUAAACCUCGUGUAUAUAUACCGCCUGUCCACGAACCAAUUAUACCAGAUCCUAAGAAAUGGGGGAAAGGUACGAAGGAACCAGGAACUCCAGAUGAUGAAUUAGCAGGUUUAGUCAUUGAUGGUGGUAACUCCAAGAAGAAAGGUAAACAGAAGCAAUUACUCUUCCAUAUUGGUAUUUAG
Vanderwaltozyma polyspora DSM 70294 is the source of this 1968-nucleotide messenger RNA. RefSeq names its product E3 ubiquitin-protein ligase HEL2 (gene HEL2). The coding region runs from base 1 to 1968 and encodes 655 amino acids. Gene Ontology annotation, biological process: rescue of stalled cytosolic ribosome; protein ubiquitination. The record is from RefSeq and is a predicted model, not a curated record. Gene Ontology annotation, molecular function: ribosome binding; ubiquitin protein ligase activity. NCBI's taxonomy places the organism in Eukaryota, Fungi, Ascomycota, Saccharomycetes, Saccharomycetales, Saccharomycetaceae. The transcript has a single exon.